AUUAGUGCUUUUAUCUCUUAGACGUCAUCAUAAUAAAUUAAUCUUCUUCGAUAUUUCCACGUAACAGCCUGUCUACCAUAUUUUAAUCAUUGAAAAUGAGCAAACCAAAAACUCACAUCAACAGUUUGCCGCCUUUAAUUCUAGCAAAAGUUGUUCAAUAUCUGGAUCAUAAAACUUUGAAAAAUGCGACAUUGACUUGCAAAAUGUGGAACCAUUUAACAGUAUCUGAAGGUCAUUGGCCCUUAGAACUGGGCUACGAUAUGAAGGGUAAACUUUUGUGCAAGAAUUCUAAAGAUUCAAGCAAUAAACUUAAGUUUAUUAUGGACACAAAGCGUAAAUUUGGAUCAAUUCGCAUGUAUGGUAAUUUCGGCGUUAAAAACCGAAUGCGCGUAAUAUUCCAAAAACACGGGUGCAAUGUUGCCGAGCUGAGUUGUUGCAUUGGACAGGUUCAGAGCAUCUUUGAAUUUUCAAAUCUAUUGAAGCUCGCUCCGAAUUUGCGGUACGUCUAUAUGUCAGUGCUCAACGCUCUAAAGGAUAAUGUGCCACUGAAUUACGUUUUUCCGGACCUGAAAGAAUUGAAAACCCUGAAGAUUCAUACUUGUGAUCAACAGAUCAUUAAAUGCUUUCAAACAGCAAAACUCACCACACUGAUAUUUAACGAAAAGAGAAGUCCGAAAUAUAGUCUCCCAAUGGUCGAAUUCCUUUCAUCUCAGGAUAUGUUGACGUCAUUAAUCAUUACUUACAGCUGCAGGAUGCUGGCUGAUAUGAGAAGAUUGAAUGCUGCGAUUCCAUUUCGGCUGAAAAAAUUAGCGAUUUCGGGCACGUAUGGUAUAACUUCAAAAGCGGGCCACAGAGACUUAUUGGAAUUUCUCACAACACAGUCGCAAACUUUAGAACAAUUUGAAAUAGGACAUGAUGUUCCCCGUUAUGUUUUUGAGUUAUGUUUUUCCAGCAUGGAAAAUUUGAACAGUUUGAGUCUGAUAGCCGAUGAGAUACCUCAGGACGACAACUUUUGCGAACAAUUGAUAGUGAAUGAGAGCGUUAUUAAGCUAGACUUCAAAGAUUUUACGCUGCUCGAUGGUGAACGCUUCGGAAAAUUUCUCGAAAAGCUUCCGAACGUUCGCACACUUUCAACUUUAGAAGCUACAAAUACGUUGGCAGUGGCACAGAAUAUGAAAAAAUUGGAAUCGCUGUACAUUUGGAUCGUUGAUACAGCCGGUUCAUUCGAUUCUGUUCAAUUCACCAAUCUCAAAACGCUCCACAUCAAAACUUUGUCUUGCAGAAUCAAUUGGAACAGACUCACUCAGAUCAAUUCUAGUUUGACCGAAUUAACCAUAGCGACAAUAAAGAACCCGUUGAAUUUCACCAGUGACGAUAUCAAUGAUAUUACGACCAACGUUCAACUGGAGAUCUUGAGGCUUGGUACCGGUUUUUGGGCGGACGAUCGAUUCUUCGAUAUUAUUCGGGUAAAGGGUGGAAACUUGAAGGUCUUGCAGUUGAUAAAGUCUUGCAUUUUUCACGACCUGACAUCAAAUGAAGAAGUCAAAGUUCUUCAAUUGUGCGAUGAGAUCAAAUGUUCUAAUUACAUACAUAUGAUGAAGAUGUGAUGGAUAAGGUUGUGACUCUAAUUCGAGCUCUAAUUUCUAAUUGAAUUGUAAACGGCGUAAUGUGUUCAAUAAUAAUCAAUGUAAAGCGCAAGAUCGGCGUGUGAUCUCACUUACCUUUUUUGCUUAUUGACGAAAUAAAUUUUAUUUAAGAAAAA
This is a messenger RNA of Bradysia coprophila, 1762 nucleotides long. RefSeq lists its product as uncharacterized. The record is from RefSeq and is a predicted model, not a curated record. Lineage: Eukaryota; Metazoa; Arthropoda; Insecta; Diptera; Sciaridae.